CUUCAGUAAAAUCAAUAAUUCAGUACUCAAUACGCCUUUAGCGAAUAAGCAUGUCGUCUCCUAUUCGUGAUGUCAAUGAUCUUCCUGAAGAUCCAAGUUUGAAAGAAAGUGAGUCUCAAUCCCAAUCCCAGAACCAAAGGGAUCAAGGUUCCUCUUCACCUUUGUUAUUUGCCCCUACUUCUUCCAACCCCCCAUCUGAUGCAAACAACCAUCAUAGCUCCCAAAGAAAUGAUGUUUCCUCGCCACUUCAUUUCACUUCUGACACCAGCCACCAACAUUCUGACACUCGUGGUGGUUCCCAGCGUCUCAGAUCCGACAGGUUAACUAGUGACGUUGACAGAAUCGUCAGAAGACAUAAUAGAAGUGAUUUACAUGAUGCCAAUUCUUCGCCUAGUAGAAGAAGGUUGUUUGUUGAAUCCGAUCCACCUAGUCGUCAAAGAUCGACGUUAUCAUCAUCUUUCAGUUCUGAUAUUCCCUCGCCAGCUGCCGGUGAAGAUACAAGAGUUAUUUGGGGUACUAAUGUUUCUUUAAGAGAAUGUGCUGAGACUUUUAGAGAUUUCUUAAUGACUUUCAAAUUAAAGUACAGAAAAUUGUUGGAUAGUCAACCGGUUGAUCCUGAAGACAAUGACUUGUAUUAUAUCAAUCAAUUGAAUAAUAUUAGAGAUUUGGGAUUAACUAAUUUGAACUUGGAUGCUAAAAACUUAUUAUCAUACCCUUCAACUAAAAGAUUAUACUAUCAGCUUAUCAAUUAUCCACAAGAAGUUGUUCCAAUUAUGGAUCAAAUCUUCAAAGAUUCAAUGGUUUCUUUAGGUCACGAACAUUCUAAUGUUAAUAUUGAUGAAAUUGAAACCAAUCACUAUACUGUACGUCCUUUUAAUAUAAAUGCUGCAAAGAGAGGUAUGAGAGAAUUAAAUCCAAAUGACAUCGACAAAUUAGUUAGUGUUAAAGGUUUAGUCCUUCGAGCAACUUCAAUUAUCCCUGAUAUGAAGGUUGCAUUUUUCAAAUGUAAUGCUUGUGAUCAUACAGUAGCAGUCGAAAUCGAUAGAGGGGUUAUUACUGAACCAACUAAAUGUCCAAGAGAAGUUUGUCAACAAUCUAAUUCUAUGGUUAUUAUUCAUAAUCGUUCUUCUUUUGCCGAUAAACAAGUUAUUAAAUUACAAGAAACCCCAGAUUUAGUCCCUGACGGACAAACUCCACACUCUAUCAACUUGUGUGUUUAUGAUGAUUUAGUUGACUCUUGUCGUGCUGGUGAUCGUAUUGAAGUUUGUGGUAUUUUUAGAUCUAUCCCAGUUAGAGUUAACUCAAGACAAAGAGCCUUAAAGAAUUUGUAUAAAACUUAUUUAGAUGUUGUUCAUAUUAAGAAAAUUGAUAAAAAAAGAUUAGGAGCUGAUCCUUCUACCUUGGAUGAAUCAACUACUCAAGAACAGGAAGUGGAACAAGUAAGAAAACUUACUCCUGAAAAUAUUCAAGAAAUAAAAGAUGUAUCCCAACGUGAUGAUUUAUAUGAAGUUUUAGCCAGAUCAUUGGCACCUUCAAUUUAUGAGAUGGAUGACGUUAAAAAGGGUAUUUUACUUCAAUUAUUUGGUGGUACUAAUAAAACUUUUACAAAAGGUGGUAGAUAUAGAGGUGAUAUUAAUAUUUUAUUGUGUGGUGAUCCAUCUACUUCUAAAUCUCAAUUGUUACAGUAUGUUCAUAAAAUAGCACCAAGAGGUGUUUACACUUCUGGUAAAGGUUCAUCGGCUGUUGGUUUAACUGCUUACAUUACUAGAGAUGUUGAUACCAAACAAUUAGUAUUAGAAUCAGGUGCUUUAGUUUUAUCUGAUGGUGGUGUUUGUUGUAUUGAUGAAUUUGACAAAAUGAGUGAUUCAACUAGAUCUGUUUUACAUGAAGUUAUGGAACAACAAACUAUAUCUAUUGCUAAAGCAGGUAUUAUUACCACUUUAAAUGCAAGAACCUCUAUUUUAGCUUCUGCCAAUCCAAUCAACUCUAGAUAUGACCCAAAUUUACCAGUCACCUCCAAUAUUGAUUUACCACCACCAUUAUUAUCCAGAUUUGAUUUGGUUUAUUUAAUUUUGGAUAAGGUUGAUGAGAAUAUCGAUAGACAAUUGGCUAGACACUUGACUGAUAUGUAUUUAGAAGAUGCUCCUGAUACAGUUACUGAAAAUACUGUUUUACCGGUUGAAUUUUUAAGUAUGUAUAUUCAAUAUGCCAAAGAAAAUUGUCAACCAGUCAUGACUGAAGAAGCUAAAAAUGAAUUAGUAAGAGCUUAUGUUGAUAUGAGAAAAUUAGGUGAUGAUAGUAGAUCAUCAGAAAGAAGAAUUACUGCUACUACUAGACAAUUGGAAUCUAUGAUUAGAUUGGCUGAAGCACAUGCUAAAAUGAGAUUGAGUGAAACAGUUAAUCUUAUCGAUGUUAAAGAAGCAGUCAGAUUGAUCAAAUCCGCUAUCAAAGACUAUGCCACUGAUCCAAUCACCGGUAGAAUCGAUAUGGAUAUGGUCCAAACAGGUACUACUUCCGCUCAAAGAAGAAUUCAAGAAGACUUAAGUAAUGAGGUUAUGAAGGUGAUUGAAGAAAAUGACAACACCAUUAGGGUCAAUGAAUUAGCAAUCAAAUUAAAUGAAAGAGGUACCGUUAGGGUCGAGAAUCAUGAUAUAAAUGAGUGCCUCAAAAGAUUACAACAAGAAGGUAAGAUUGUGGAAACUGGUGAUAGUCAUAGAAGAACUGUCAGAAAAGUUUCGAUCAAUUAGUCUAUUUGGGUUUGGUUAUCUUUAUUUGGUUAUCUUUAUUAAUAUUUUUAAUUCUCUUCAGUUCUUCAGUGUA
Molecule: messenger RNA, 2820 nt
Organism: Hyphopichia burtonii NRRL Y-1933
Lineage: Eukaryota; Fungi; Ascomycota; Pichiomycetes; Serinales; Debaryomycetaceae
Gene: CDC54
Product: MCM DNA helicase complex subunit
Exons: 1
Coding region: 51-2747 (898 amino acids)
Biological process (GO): DNA replication; double-strand break repair via break-induced replication; DNA strand elongation involved in DNA replication
Cellular component (GO): MCM complex; nucleus
Molecular function (GO): single-stranded DNA helicase activity; ATP binding; single-stranded DNA binding
Source: RefSeq, a predicted model, not a curated record